Molecule: messenger RNA, 2255 nt
Organism: Gossypium raimondii (Peruvian cotton)
Lineage: Eukaryota; Viridiplantae; Streptophyta; Magnoliopsida; Malvales; Malvaceae
Exons: 2
Coding region: 183-1922 (579 amino acids)
Source: RefSeq, a predicted model, not a curated record
GCUAAUUUUAUAAUAUAAACGAGUUAAUACUAUAUAUACCCGUAUACACUUCAAACAGAAACAAGGGAAGAAUUUUCUUUGAUUUCAUAAGCCAUCUAUUUUGGAGCAUAUUCGAUUUCAUCGUUCUUCCUUGGUGGUGAAAAGAAAAAAGGGUUUCUUUUGUUUGUUUUUUUUCUCUAAAGAUGCCGGAGAAAGGAGGGAGCUUUGUUCCAGUUCAUCAAUGGCGUCUUGGUUUGUUAACAGCUUUGGUUCUGGUUGGUAUGGUGGUGGUUUGGAGCAUAGAUGGCUGCACCAUCAAAACCUUCGUCCAAUCGUGGCAGUUUAAACAAGAUUACAUCACCUUGAAAGUUAACUCCUUUGCUAAUAUCAAUCAAACCCACCAAAAUUUUUCACAUUCUCUUCGAAAUAUUACCUUAAAUCCAACUUUAAACACCACCCAUUUCCCCUUUUUGAAUGUUAAUUCUUCCCUUGAAACCAAAAAAUCAAGCUUGAACUGGGUUUCAGCUGAGCUUGAGAACAACUUCACUGCAAAUCUGUUGAGUAGGUGGCUGGCUGAAGGAGGGGAGCCAUGUAAGGACUCUAAAACAGUGGAAAUCAAGAUUCCUGGCUUGGAUAAGGAUGAUUUAGUGGAGUUAUCAGCUGGUGAAAUCCAUUAUUUCAUGUUUCAAGCAGUGGAUGAAUCUGGGAAUGGUCGUUGUUUAGGUGGGGAUUACUUUGAAUUUGAUCUUUCAGGAGAUUCAUGGAAAUCAAGGCCUUUGGUGAAAGAUUUUGGGAAUGGUACUUACUCAGUUUCACUUCAAGUUCAUCCUGAUUUUGCCGGUGACUAUAAUCUCACUAUUAUUUUGCUUUUUAGACAUUUCCAAGGUCUUAAAUUUUCACCUGCAAGAUUUGCAUAUGAUAAACAAUUGCGCCAUAUGAAGAUUAGGUUCUUUAGGACUAAAACUCAAUUGCCUGAGUUGCAAAUUUGUCAAAAAUCUGAUUUCAAUAGAGAUGUUUGGUCUGGUAGAUGGACUAGACAUGGUAAGAAUGAUGGUUGUCGGAUUAGUAACGACGGUCGGUAUCGAUGCCUGGCACCGGAUUUUCCAUGUCGGAAUCCGUGGUGCAAUGGUUCCUUAGGGGUUUUAGAGAGUAAUGGAUGGGUGUAUUCGAGCCAUUGUUCGUUCCGGUUGUUUACGGUUGAUUCCGGUUGGGAUUGUUUGAAGAAUAGGUGGAUUUUCUUCUGGGGUGAUUCCAAUCAUGUGGAUACCAUUAGGAAUAUGCUUAAUUUUGUGUUAGGGUUGCCCGAGAUCAAAUCGGUACCGAGAAGGUUUGAUAUGAACUUUUCGAACCCGAAAGAUCGGUCUCAGAUGGUUCGGAUCACUAGCAUUUUCAAUGGUCAUUGGAAUGGAACACAGAAUUAUUUAGGUUUGGAUUCUUUGAAAGAUGAAGGGUUCCGGAAUUUAUUAAAGAAGUACUUCUCGGAGGAUUCAGUCCCGGAUACUAUCAUCAUGAACUCUGGCUUGCAUGAUGGUGUUCACUGGUCGAAUAUUCGAGCAUUUUCUCGUGGGGCAGAGUAUGCAGCAUCAUUCUGGAAAGACAUUAUGGAAUCGGUGAGGCGGAGAGGGUUAGUAGUGCCACCAAUCAUUUUCCGGUCCACGAUCGCAACCGGUGGGUAUGCGAGAUUACUGGCAUUUAAUCCUAAUAAGAUGGAGGCAUUCAAUGGAGUAUUUUUAGAGAAAUUGAGACGAGCCGGGCUGGUUUCUAGUGUCAUCGAUAACUUCGAUAUGACAUUUUCAUGGCAUUUCGAUAACAGGUGCAAUGAUGGUGUUCAUUAUGGGAGGGCUCCCCUAAAGAUGAAGUGGAGAGAUGGUGAGAUUGGCCACCAGUACUUCGUCGAUCUCAUGUUAUGUCAUGUGCUGCUUAAUGUUCUAUGUGCAAGAUAGUAGUACAAGUGCUCGGAGUUUUUCCGAGUACAAAGCGGCAUCUAUGACACCAUUGAGUCAUUAGAAAUUGCGGGAUGCCCUUGGGAGGCAAAUUUAUGGGUUAUUUGAGUAGAGUCAGGCAUUCGUUAUUUGUUUAUUGAUUUAAAGACCAUAUAUAGUCGCUUCACUUGUAGAUCAUUUGAAGCCCUCGAGUUUGAAGGGCCGAUUUUCACAUAUCGAUUAUCGUAUAGUAUUACAUUCGUUGCUCGUGUUCAGUUCACUUGUAGACCAUUAAAGCCCUCGAGUUUGAAGGGUCGAUUUUCAUACAUUGACUAUCAUAUGGAAUUGCAGUCA